AGUACCGUUUUGAAAUUAAACGGGGACGGUAUUACUUUUUUCAUUUUUUUUAUGUGUAAGUACAUAGCCCAGUUGUGCUACGCCAUAUUUUUUACGUUAUUCGAUUAAUUUUUUUAUAUAUUUGAUUUUAAAAUUGUAAAUUUUGAAAACGUUUUUGUAAGUGUUUAAAUAAAUUUAAAAUAUUUGGUUGAUCUAAAUGACGCGAUCACUGCCAUUCCGUGCACCAUCAACCACACGACGUAAUUAUAAACGGAAACCGCGUGGUCCAACUGUUAAUCCACAAAUGAACCCUUCAUUUUCAACGACUCAAUCAAGAUGGUUGCGUCGAAAUCAACGGAUAAAACGUGUAUCAUGGAGAGACGAAGAAUUAGUGGGUAUGAGUUUAACGACUUGUAGGGACGAUGAUGAUUCUAGUGGUGAUGCGGCUUCUGUAGAAAUGAUGGAUCCUGCGAUUGUAGCACGUGGAAAUAUUGUUAAACCGCCAAAAUUUACUUAUACACGCGAACGUUUGAUUGAAAUUAGUGAACUGCCAUUGUCGAAAGUGAAACCGAAAUUUUUGGAAUCACCUUUAAAUGAUGGUCUUGCUGGAAUUUGGACUUUGGAACGAAAUCAUUCUGAACGGAAACGACCAGAAACUCCAAAUGACGAAAAUGUCCGCAACGAAGUUCCCCCAGAAAAUCAUUUAAAGCGACGAUCCGGAGAUCCACGUGAAAGAAUCCGAAAAGAGCAGGAUGGUAUUGUUUUAAGUCCACAGCGUCGGAGUUUUAACUUGGGAUGUUCUGCUCCUCUUGUAACUACAGCCCCUAGACCAGGCCGUCCUGAAAGUCCACUAGGCAAGUCAGAUUUAAUUCAUCGACCAGAAAUAGGAACUCGGCGUAUUGGUAGUGGUAGAAUAAUUACUAGAGAUGUUUCAUGGGACUACAAAGGGGAAAAUGAAUCUCAAGAAUAUAACUUUAGACCUGGAGGAGGUGCACAAAUCACAAGAGGAGAAAGACAACGGGAUACUAGAGACAAUGAGAGAGAUGAACGAUUUGAAAGGCGAUCAUUUGGACGUGAUUUUGAACGAGACCGUGAACAGCGUGAUCGAGAGCGUGAACGUGAACAACGAGACCGUGAACGUGAAAAAGAUAGUCGGCAUAAUACACGCAAUGGAAGCCGAUAUGGUUCAGAACGACGACGACAGAUUAGUGAAGGAAAAGAGGAUGAACCUGAAUGGUUUAGUGGUGGUCCGACAUCUCAAAACGAUACAAUAGAAUUGCGUGGUUUCGACGAUAUUCCCGAAGAACGUAACACAUCAUCUCGUCGACAAAAGACCCAAAUCACACAAAAGAAAAAACGGGAAACAAAUAAUAAUCAAACAAUCAGUAUUAAAGAGCAAUCACCACCGCAACGUAAUAAUAAAACAUUAAACGAAAGUAAAAUGUCUGCAAAAGAGGAUUCACCACCAAAAGGUCCUGGCGGUCGAUCAACACCAAAACAAGAGCAAGUACAAAUGAUUGAACCCGAACAUUCACCAGUUCAUGAAAAUAGUUGUAUUGGUCGAGAGGAGAAAGAUGUGGAACAAAGAAUAUACAAUAAGAAAGAAGAAAAUAGUAUUGAUGCAAAUAAACAAGAUAAUGAUUCUUUAUCUGAUAAUUCGAAAAUUAUCGAUGAUCAACCUGAUAUUUUAGAAGACUUUUUAAAGAUGGAUUCUUCAUUUGUUGGAUUUUUACCGAAUGUUGGAGAGUCUGAAGAAACAGUUAGUGGAUCACGAUUUCAACGGUGGUUUACACGUGAAAGUCCUAUUAAGCAACAUGACAGUAGAAGAUCAUCCCUUCAGGAUGAGAUUAUUAAUAACAUGAUAAAAGACAUAACAGAACCAAAUAUAAUGAUUCCACAUAUGAAUGAUUCCGAUACAUAUUUCGCACCAAUAUCACCAGCAGCAGCCAGUAUGAAUACACAGACAACAAAUGCUGGACCAAUAGGACCUCCUCCUACACAAAAUAAUCAUCAUAAUCAUAAUAAUAACCAUAAUAAUAAUAAUAAUGUUAAUGAGAAAACAACGUCACACUUACUGGAAUUAUUACGAGUUGGUAAAACAAAACAACCGGUUGGCAACGAUAUGCCAAUUAAAAAUUUGAACGAAGUACCUGGUAAAGUGUUAAGUUUAGAAGAAAUAGAAGCAAAUAUACGUCAUGCAGCUGAUAAAGCAGCAUCUGGUGUAUCAUCACAACAAAAUAAUAUGUCCUCAUCUGUAAUGCACAAUAAAUCUGACGAAGAUAUGACUGCUUUUAAAAGAUUAUUGGCACAAGUUUCUGGUGGACACGCAAUUCCUGCAACAAAUGGCCCUCUUCCACAAAAAUCGCAACCCAUGAGCUUAUUGCAGAUGCUUAAUAAAUCUCAACAAGAUGAGAAUAUUUUACGUAAUAAUUCUCAGCAAUCUCAUAUGCCAAUGAACCAUCCACCUCAAAUUCCACCUGAACUUGUUGUGAAACUUCAUCAAGUUCAACAGCAACAGCAACGGCAAGAAAUGUUCAAUAAACUCAUGCAAGCUAAUGUCGGAAUGGGAAAUCGCCAGUAUCAAGCUUCACCAUUAUCAUCGGAAAUUAUGAACACAUCCGUACCAUCAGCGAAUUUAGAAUUACUUCAAAGGCCAGAAGCACAAGCUAUCAUUCAAGGGUUAAAACGUGGUGAUAUUACCCCACAACAUUUACGGCAACAAUUAGCAAAUCAUGCAAUUCAACCUCGUCAUCGUGAAAUGAUCCAUAGCGUAUUAAAAUUACAUGCGGGAGCUGGUCUUCCACCGCCACCACAAUCAUCUAUACAUCCUAGUCCAAGAGCUGUGAGUCCAGGUGGACAACAUCCUGAUUUAUUACAACAAAUUAUGUUUCAACAACAACAACAACAAUUACGAGUAUCUCCAUUACCGCCUAAUGCAAUUCCUCAACGUAUUCCGUCUCCUCGAGAACUUCAACAACACACACAAAAUAUUAUGCAACAAGCAUUGAUUAAAAAGAAAUUAGAAGAACAACGAGAGAAUUUCAGAAAGAAACAAGAACAACAACGAUCAAUGAGUCCUGCCAAUAAUACCGGUCAUGGAACAUCACCAGCCAAGCAUUUAUCUCCAACACCACAUUCAUUUACACCUACAUCGGUUUUACGUAAAAUGACCGCAUCGAAAGAUAUUGAUUCAAUUGGAAAUGCAUCAAUCAAAGAUAAAGUAAAUUCAAUCGCAAACAAUUUAACAGAUCCAACAACAAAACAACAGAUGGCAGCAGUAUUAUCACAAGUAAAUUCACAGCAACAAAAUCAAAUGCAACAAGGGCGUGCUGUUACUGGUAUGCGACAACCACCGCCAAAUACUCAACAAUCUCAAAUGAAUCUUGGAGGUUGGAAUACACAGAAUGUACCCGUCAAACAAGGUCGACCCAUAUUAAAGGGUAACAACUAUCAACAAUACAAUACCGGCGGUGUGGAUUAUCAUUCAAGAAAUUUAAGUCAUUUACAACAGCAAAGCAUGAAUACUGGUGGUAAUUUUAAUGCAAUGUUUGCACAAAUGCAACAAAAUCAACAACAAGCACAGCAACAACAACAACAACAACAACGUUCAGCCAUGAACAAUCCGAAUUCAGUUGGUAACAAUGGUAUGGGUGGUAACAAUGGGUCGUAUUUAUCAUCUGGUGGAUUCCGUAGUCUUUCAAAUAAUAAUAACAUGAACAAUUCGCAACACAAUCGUCCACAUCCAUUACAAUUAAAUUUUUCACAACUUCAACGUGGCGUUCAUCCAACCAUACAACAAUUGUUACAGAUGCAACAACAAGGACAGCAAGGAUAUGGUGAAAAUCGAGGUAUUCCAAUCACAGGACGAAGUAACAAUAGCAUGCAAUUUAAUAAUCGUGGAUCACCUCUUGCAGACAAUAUGCCUGGUGAUUUAUCACCUACAAGUGAUCAACUAGCACGUUGGUUCUCACCAGAAUUACUAGCACAAGCCCGUGCCGGUAAACUUCCUGAUAUGCCACCCGUAAGUGUUGCUCAGAAUGCACGAAGCUUAGAAGAAUUGGAACGGAUCCAACAAGCUGCAGCGGCUGUACAUAAUUGAUUUGUUAAAAAAUUUUGCUAAAAAAAAUGACAAUUUUUGUGAUGAAUUAUACUUUGUUAAAAAAUUUUGUUAUAAAAAAUAGGUAUCUACGUACUUGAUGAAAAAAAAAACAAUUAUUUUUUAUUAUUUUCUUCUUUUUUAAAAUACUGCCAUCUUUGUUAUUCUUAUGUGAGAAAACAUAGUUUUCUCUCGGGCACUCAUUUUUUUUAUGGACCAUAUAAAAAAUUAUUGUUAUUUAUUUAUAUUUUUUCCGAACUCUUUAUUUUUUAUCUAAAUUAUUUCUUUGAGGCCAAAACUCAUUAUACAGAGUUGAUUAAAAUAUAAAUUUCGGUGGGUCAAUUUCAGUGACGUUAUUCUGAUCGACCCUGUAUUCGUUUAAAAGAAGACAAAGCAAAUAAAUUAAGAAGAAAAACAACGAACAAAUAAAUAUAAAUCAAACAAAUUUUCCAAAAAUUAAU
Chrysoperla carnea is the source of this 4536-nucleotide messenger RNA. Its product is annotated as eukaryotic translation initiation factor 4E transporter. Gene Ontology annotation, molecular function: mRNA binding. Gene Ontology annotation, biological process: negative regulation of translation. The transcript is spliced from 15 exons. Gene Ontology annotation, cellular component: nucleus; cytoplasm. Lineage: Eukaryota; Metazoa; Arthropoda; Insecta; Neuroptera; Chrysopidae. The record is from RefSeq and is a predicted model, not a curated record. The coding region runs from base 197 to 4078 and encodes 1293 amino acids.